UGUUGUUUUGAUCAAAGGUUCUUCUUUAUCGAAUAUAUUGUUUUUGUCUUCGUUCGUGUGAUCUUUAAGGAUAUUGCGUUCUCUUCGCCUCAGCUCUCUAGUUGUAGAUGAUUUGAGUCAUGGAGAAGCAAGAAUACGAAGAAAUCUCGCUAAAGGAAGCUUUACUAGCAAAAUACAAUGAUGAUCAGUUCGAAGUCACUAACUUGGCCCACAUUAGUUUUUCUCCCAAAAGAAAAGCGGCAUUGCUCAAAGCCAUGGAUUACUCCAAGAGAACUGUUAUAGCCCUAGAUGACUGUGGUGUAACCUGCGCAGGGCCACCACAAGAGGUGGCAGAGUUAUGUCCAAACAUAGAGGAACUAGACCUUGGGAAUAAUAACAUCACACAAUGGAGUGAGGUUUUUUCCAUCAUUUCUCAACUGAAAAAUCUCUCCAUUUUAAACUUGAGUGGAAAUCCUUUAACAGAUGAUAAGACUGAGAUAGCUCACCAAGCUGCUGAACUCGACCUUCCCAGCAAACCCUUGCCUCUUAAACAACUCGCGCUCAAUAAUACUGGAAUAUCGUUUGAUGCAGUCUAUGCUCUUCUUGACUGCUUCACCUCGUUAGAGGAAAUAUACCUCAGUCUCAACGAAUACUCCCACAUUCCGUCCUUAGACAAACAAUUCCCCAAAGUCAAACGCCUGUACCUCAAUGAACACAACCUCACUGAGUGGACCGAAGUGAAGAAUCUUGGCAAAAUGUUUCCAUGUAUGGAACACCUCAUAAUGACGGACAGUUCUCUGGAGAACAUCCUUGAGGAUGAUGCUCAAAAUCUCUUCCCUGCUCUUAGGGUGCUGAGCCUGAAUAAGACUGGAAUCUGUUCCUGGGAAAGCAUUGAUGCUCUGAGAAGGUUCCCCUCGCUGAAAGAUAUUAGAUUACUGGGGAUUCCUUUAAUGGACGAAAUAACUGAUGACAAGGAAAAGAGGCAGCAUCUAAUCGCAAGGUUGCCUAAUGUCGUAAAGAUCAAUGGGACAAAAGUGGGAACAGAAGAAAGAGAAGAUGCUGAGAGAUUUUUUAUUCGAUGCUACAUGGACGAUCAAAACCCUCCCAAGCGGUUACAAGAAUUGAUAGAAGUUUACGGCGUCUUAGACAAACUGGUUGACAUAAACUUAGCCCCAAAGAUUUUUGCAAAGCUUUCUAUAAUUUGCGAAGGGCACUCAACUUUAACCAGGGAUGUUGACUUGCGACAGACAACCAAAGACUUUAAGAGUUACAUCAGUAAUGAACUAGGUAUUCCUAAAGGGAAGCUAGCAUUGUUUUUUAAUGACGUCGAGAGUCCAUUUGGAAUGCAGGAGAUGAAUUAUGUGUUGCGGCCACUGCAUGGAUACACUAUGCACGAUGGAGAUGAAAUUCAUGUCUUCCUGAAAGGAUUGUAAUGCAGGAAUUGGUUAACUUUUUGUUUUUGUACUUGGAAUACACAUGAUAAAGUCCUAUAUAUCUUAGGAUAUCUGACUAGUAUAAAAGUGAUCUUUAUAACAGUCCAUGUCUUUAUAUAAAGAAUACUAAUGAGGAUGACUGUAUUAUAGCUGAAGAUGCAUCCAAGUUUGUAUGAAGACUAAAAUAAUGUAUAAAGUGUUAUCACAGUGUGUAUGUUAUAAUGGUGAUUUGUAUAUGUAAUGUUUUUCUAUUUAUAUCAAUUUCAAGUUAUAAUGUAAAUAGCAGAGGAUGUAAUGAUAA
Messenger RNA from Actinia tenebrosa (Australian red waratah sea anemone), 1713 nucleotides. RefSeq names its product tubulin-specific chaperone cofactor E-like protein. NCBI's taxonomy places the organism in Eukaryota, Metazoa, Cnidaria, Anthozoa, Actiniaria, Actiniidae. Gene Ontology annotation, molecular function: protein binding. The record is from RefSeq and is a predicted model, not a curated record.